AAGGUUUUUCCCGCUUCAUCCCAUUCCCUUUGUCUUAUUAGUGGGAGAGCGGAAGGACGGAAUCAACGCUAUUUGUUGGCUUCAUUUGUCCUAUCCUAGUGUGAGGACCCUUGACCUUUAACCCAAGGUGGCGGCGCCCAGAGCCUUCGCUCUUGCUGUGGACCUGAGAUGAAUUAAGGCCAGGAACUCCGCACCAUGUCGAAGCUCAGCCGGGCCACUCGGGCCCUCAAGAAGCCCGAGGCCAGCGGCGUGAUCCGGGCCAUCGUGCGGGCAGGCCAGGCCAGGCCCGGACCCCCACUCGGCCCCAUCCUGGGUCAGCGAGGCGUUUCCAUCAACCAGUUCUGUAAGGAGUUCAACGAAAGGACAAAGGACAUCAAAGAAGGCAUUCCUCUGCCCACCAAGAUUUUUGUGAAGCCCGACAGGACAUUUGAAAUCAAAAUUGGUCAACCCACUGUUUCCUACUUCCUGAAGGCUGCUGCUGGGAUUGAGAAGGGGGCGCGGCACACAGCUUGUUCUUUCCUCCCAGGAAAAGAGGUGGCAGGCCUGGUGACACUGAAGCAUGUGUACGAGAUCGCCCGCAUCAAAGCUCAGGAUGACGCCUUCGCCCUGCAGGACGUGCCCCUGUCCUCUGUUGUUCGCUCCAUCAUUGGCUCUGCCCGUUCCCUGGGCAUUCGUGUGGUGAAAGACCUCAGCUCAGAAGAGCUGGCAGCUUUCCAGAAGGAGCGCGCCCUGUUCCUGGCUGCUCAGAGAGAGGCAGAUUUGGCAGCCCAGGCAGAAGCUGCCAAGAAGUGACCCCCGACCCCCAUCCUCCAGGCUUUUGAAGGGAGCUAGUUGUUGUAUUUUUCUGACUUUAAAUUACAUAUUUUUAUAGGCAUGGCUGUAUCACAGGAUCAAACCUGAAUAAACGUCAUUUGUCACUCA
Molecule: messenger RNA, 921 nt
Organism: Phacochoerus africanus (Common warthog)
Lineage: Eukaryota; Metazoa; Chordata; Mammalia; Artiodactyla; Suidae
Gene: MRPL11
Product: mitochondrial ribosomal protein L11
Exons: 5
Coding region: 196-792 (198 amino acids)
Biological process (GO): translation
Cellular component (GO): mitochondrial large ribosomal subunit; ribosome
Molecular function (GO): structural constituent of ribosome; large ribosomal subunit rRNA binding
Source: RefSeq, a predicted model, not a curated record